Messenger RNA from Lichtheimia ornata, 1440 nucleotides. RefSeq lists its product as uncharacterized. Lineage: Eukaryota; Fungi; Mucoromycota; Mucoromycetes; Mucorales; Lichtheimiaceae. The coding region runs from base 1 to 1440 and encodes 479 amino acids. The record is from RefSeq and is a predicted model, not a curated record. The transcript has 9 exons.
AUGACCUCUCGCCUGAUGCUCAAACAGGAAUAUCCACCAACUCAAGUCCAACCACAAUCUUCGGCUACACGGGACGACGGUCAUUGGCAACCUCCUCAUUUCGAUUACGCAGCAUUGGAUAAAGUGGAUGCUGAAGCAGGGUCCAUCCUUAUUGCUUUGGCUAAUCAGGAACCUCUCAAGACCACAGCUAUCGAUGAUGACCAUGACACCGUAAUGGCCAACAACAAACCCAAUGAUCACAACAAUAGCAACAACAACAACAAUAGCCAUUCAUCCAUGUCUAUCAACAAUUUACUUGGAGGAGGUGGAGGAGGAGGUUCUUCAGCGUUGACACCGCAACAACAACAACAACAACGUCAUUCCAAUGACAACGAUGCAUCAAACAAACCAUCCGAUCCAGUGACAACUUCUGAUCCGAUUAUGUUACUUGCAGCAGCCGCAGCAGCUAUUGAUGGUCGUCCCGGCACUAAUGGCACUCAUGCACCUUCAUCCACCACUGCAUAUACAUCUACAUCAGAGAGGAGAUUGGGUGAUAGUGGCUAUGGAUACUAUUCACAAUACUAUUCAUCAUCCUAUCCAAAGACAAAGCAGCAACAAUACUCAUACCAUGGUUAUUACGAAGACAUUCGAGCUCGACGUGAUCGUAGAAUGGCAUCGCCACCUGAUGGAUAUGAACAACGACGUCGUGAAUCAGCACCUGUGAAUCGACAUCGACCAGAGAGAGGAACAAAUGUGUUUUCUUACCAGUACAUCUCCAUGAAACAAAAUCCAAGGAUCAAGCGAAAUGCUAUGCAUGCCUAUAUCACGUACAUGAUUUACACUGACAUGACCCAUCAGGAUCGUAUGAGAACUAAACUUGAUGGUGGACAUGCAAGAAAAGUCAACAGUGAAGAAUACGAUGCAUGGGCUACUCGAAAACCAAGCGAAGGACGAAUAGAAGCAUCUACUCUUGGAGCAUCAACGUAUCAUCGUCGGGGUAGUGGCAGUGUGGCACCACCACAACCACAACCACCUACUGCCCAUGGUGGGAUGGUCCAUGCUGCACCAGGGGAACCACCACAACCUAAAUCGUGGUACACAUCAACUGGAUCUGGAGCACAACCACCACAACCACCUCCCCCUACCACAGCCACCACAACUACAACUACACCCACCACCACCACUGCUGCUGUUACUACCACUGCAACGAGUACUGCCACACCAUCCCAUUAUCGAUUACCCCCAUCGCCUUCAACUCCACACCAACCAUCAUCUUCAAGGCAGUCUUCACCAUCACAACAUAACGGCAACAGUAAUGCGAUCAUGAUGGGAAGGCCUUUAACAGCUUUUUUACGUGAUGGUCCACCAGAUCGUCCUUUGCCGCCACCGUUUUCUUCUACAGCUACUGCAACUGCUGCCACUGUGUCUGGAGCUGGUAAUGGGCGAUCAUCUAUCCUAUAA